AUGUCACAGUGUCUGAGAGUUGCAAGGAAAGAGAUGGAAAUUCAACAUUUCAGCCAUCACCAUCCUUUGGUCUUCAUCCAAGAUCACAGUGUUGCAGCUCUUUGCCUCGGGUGUGAGAAACCUGUAGAGGGCUGGAGCUACGGCUGCAGUCAAUGUGAGUUUUAUCUUCAUAAGGGAUGUGCUGAGUUAGAGUUAGCCCCCCAGAUUCAGCAUCCCUUCCACCCCAAACACCCUCUCAAUCUUUUGCCAAAAUCACCUUAUCCUUCGGUGUGCGAUUUGUGUGGUAAGGACUUUGACGGAUUUGUUUAUACUUGCUAUGAUUGUAAGUUCGAUCUGCACAUCAAUUGUGCUUUGCUUCAAUCAUCCAUUGCUGCAAAUUUUCCUAAUUCUUUGCACCCCCAUCUGUUGUUCUUCAUUCAAAAUCCUAACAAGGAAGUCGAGCCUGAUUGCUACGUGUGUCAAAAACCAAUAUCUGGUCCAUUUUACCACUGUUCAGAUUGCACUAUCCAUUUAACCUUCAUAAGGAAUGUGCUGAGUUAG
Molecule: messenger RNA, 540 nt
Organism: Gossypium raimondii (Peruvian cotton)
Lineage: Eukaryota; Viridiplantae; Streptophyta; Magnoliopsida; Malvales; Malvaceae
Exons: 1
Coding region: 1-540 (179 amino acids)
Source: RefSeq, a predicted model, not a curated record